AUGGAUGAAGCCAUUUGGGUUUUCAAUAACCUAAACCCUAUUUUACCUACAUUACGCGCCUGCAAUGCGCUUCUUCAUUCGUUAGUAAGAAAUUCAAGGUUUGAUUCCAUGUGGGAGGUCUAUAAUAACAUGGUGUCACGCGGGUUUUCGCCUACUGUAAUCACAUAUGGAAUUUUAUUGAACUGUUGUUGUAAUCAGGGUGAUUUUAGUAAUGCCCGGAAGGUGUUUGAUGAAAUGUUGCAAAGAAGAAUUGAAGCUAAUGUGGUGGUUUACACUAUUCUUAUUCGUGUUUAUUGUAAUGAGGGUGAAAUGGUAGAAGCUGAGAGGGUUUUUAAAUUGAUGAGGGAAAAUGGGGUUGAUCCGAAUUUGUAUACUUAUGUUACUCUCAUUGAUGGGUAUUGCAAAAUGGGUAAUGUUAGACGUGUUUUUGAAUUAUAUAGUGAUUUGCUAUGGAAUGGUUUGCAUCCUGAUGUUGUGACAUUUGCGAAUUUGGUUGAUGUUUUGUGUAAGGUGGGUGAUUUGAAGGCUGCACGAAAUUGCUUUGUUUAUAUGGAUAAAUUUGGUGUAUUUCCUAAUUCAUAUGUUUAUAAUUGUUUGAUUGAUGGUUAUUGUAAGGCGGGGGAUUUGGUUGAAGCAAUGCGAUUGCGAGUUGAAAUGGAACGGAAUGGAGUUUCCGGUGAUGUUUUUACAUGCAGUAUUCUUGUUAAGGGUUUAUGUGACUUUGGUAGGUUUGAGGAAGCUAAGGAUUUGAUGGAGGAGAUGGGAAAAGCAGGGGUUUUUGCUAAUGUUGUGACUUGCAAUGUGGUUAUUGAUGGAUACUGCAAAAUGGGUGAUAUGGAGAAGGCUAUCGAGGUGUGUUCACAAUUGACUGAAAGGAAGAUAGAACCCAAUGUGAUCACUUUUUCUACAUUGAUUGAUGGGUUUUGCAAGAAAGGGAACAUAAAAGCUGCUAUGGGGUUAUAUACAGAAAUGGUUAUCAAAGGUCUUGUGCCUGAUGUGGUGACUUACACAGCUUUAAUCGAUGGCCAUUGCAAGGUUGGAAACAACAAAGAGGCUUUUGAACUGCAUAAGGAGAUGCUGGAUGCGGGACUAACGCCGAAUGCAUUGACAGUUACUUGUUUGAUUGAUGGCCUUUUGAAAGAUGGAAGGACUUACCGUGCAAUCAAACUUUUCUUGGAGAAAACUGGAGUUGGUUGCCUUGGAAGUAAAAUGGAUCAUAGUGGGUUGUGUUCUCGUAAUGAUGUUAUGUAUGCCGCUUUAAUUCAAGGUUUAUGUAAAUAUGGGCACGUAUUUAAGGCCACUAAGUUUUUUGCAGAAAUGAGAGGUAGUGGUUUCAAACCAGACAUGGGGCUUUAUGUUAUCAUGUUGGAGGCACAUUUUCGAUCCAAGCACAUUAUUGAUGUAAUGAUGUUGCAUGCAGACAUGCUGAAGAUGGGUGUUAUGAGAAAUAGUUCUAUAUAUCGUGUAUUGUCUAGGGGCUAUAAAGAGAAUGGAGAUCCUAAACCAGCUCAAAUGUGUUUUGAACAUUUAAUGGAAUAUGACAUUCAGUAUCAUGAAUCAUGA
Molecule: messenger RNA, 1563 nt
Organism: Trifolium pratense (red clover)
Lineage: Eukaryota; Viridiplantae; Streptophyta; Magnoliopsida; Fabales; Fabaceae
Product: pentatricopeptide repeat-containing protein At5g61400-like
Exons: 1
Coding region: 1-1563 (520 amino acids)
Molecular function (GO): protein binding
Source: RefSeq, a predicted model, not a curated record